CAGGAUGGCCAACAUUAUGAAAAAAAAUCUAUAGUCAGGUGACGAUUUCUUGUGACAGUUCGCAAUUUGUUAAUUUUUAUAAAAUUGUGAGGAUAUUUUAGCAAAAAUGGCCCUCCAAGCUGCCGUUAAAGGAAAACUGAUCAGUGUUAUCGGAGAUGAAGACACUUGUGUUGGGUUUUUGCUGGGUGGAAUCGGAGAAAUCAACAAAAACAGACACCCAAACUUCAUGGUAGUUGACAAAAACACACCAGUGAGCGAAAUUGAGGACUGUUUCAAGAGAUUCGUCAAGCGUGACGACAUUGACAUCAUCCUGAUCAACCAGAACAUUGCAGAGUUGAUCCGUCACGUCAUUGACUCUCACACAUCGCCCGUUCCCUCAGUAUUGGAGAUCCCAUCGAAGGACCACCCGUAUGACGCUACCAAGGACUCUAUCUUACGUCGCGCAAAGGGCAUGUUCAACCCAGACGACUUGUCUAUGUUUGGUGCUGAAAACUACGCUACAUAAUUUUCCUUUAUCAUGUACUUAGUUAAUUUUUUAAUCAAAUAAAAAUAUUUGUUUAUAUAA
This is a messenger RNA of Aricia agestis (brown argus), 565 nucleotides long. It is a transcript of the gene Vha14-1, whose product is annotated as V-type proton ATPase subunit F. Bases 107 to 505 code for a protein of 132 amino acids. The transcript is spliced from 5 exons. NCBI's taxonomy places the organism in Eukaryota, Metazoa, Arthropoda, Insecta, Lepidoptera, Lycaenidae. Gene Ontology annotation, molecular function: proton-transporting ATPase activity, rotational mechanism. The record is from RefSeq and is a predicted model, not a curated record. Gene Ontology annotation, biological process: proton transmembrane transport. Gene Ontology annotation, cellular component: proton-transporting V-type ATPase, V1 domain; membrane.